AUGAAGUUGCCCCUCACAUCCUCCCUCGCCCUCUUAUCCACCGCCUCCGCACUCCCAACCCCCGACGCCACUGCAGACCCCCUCCGCAUCCUCCCCUCCUGCUGGACCUUCGCCAUCACCGCGCUCUCAGGUCCCGGCUGCCCAGACAUGCACCCCGCGCCCAUAGGCUACAACACGCGCCUCACCUACGGCAUGAACACAGUCGACGGCUCCGAGAUAUACUACUGGCACGUCGCGUACCCGUACCUGCGCGCCCGCGUCGGCGCAGACGAGUCGGACGCGCACACGUGGUGCGAGACGACGCUGCAGUACACGGAGCUGGACGGGUGCCUGGAUACGGCGAAGCCGGCGGCGGAGUACCGGCUCAGGCUGCAUAAGAAUGGGACGAGGAUGCUGGCGGCGUAUGAGUUGGAGAGGGGGGUUCGUGUGGAGUGGAGGUUUACUUAUUUCCCUGGGGAGGAGGGGGAGUUCGUCGAUACUAUCGCCGUCAGCGGUCCACGCAACACAACGUACUCGGACGAUAACUCCGUCAUGCCAGCGGACUCUAAGCGCGUGGCGAUGCCGAAGUGCGGGACGGGGAUUAUCAAGUAUAGGACUGAUCUGUACGUCGCUGCGGAGGAGGAGGGUGCGACGGGAACGGUGGCGAGCGAGAGCCAUGAGAUCGAUGGGAAGAUGGACUACUACGGUGCGCAGCAGGGCUUUAGUUAUGAUUGGGAGAAGUGCUCUAGCUAG
Trematosphaeria pertusa is the source of this 732-nucleotide messenger RNA. RefSeq lists its product as uncharacterized. The record is from RefSeq and is a predicted model, not a curated record. The transcript is spliced from 2 exons. The coding region runs from base 1 to 732 and encodes 243 amino acids. NCBI's taxonomy places the organism in Eukaryota, Fungi, Ascomycota, Dothideomycetes, Pleosporales, Trematosphaeriaceae.